Messenger RNA from Rhizophagus irregularis DAOM 181602=DAOM 197198, 321 nucleotides. The record is from RefSeq and is a predicted model, not a curated record. NCBI's taxonomy places the organism in Eukaryota, Fungi, Glomeromycota, Glomeromycetes, Glomerales, Glomeraceae.
AUACUCCAGCAAGUGAUAUUUAUAGUUUUUCUAUGAUUAUGUGGGAAUUUACAUCUGGAGUUCCACCAUUUAAUAAUAGAGCACAUGAUAUUCAACUUAGUUUAAGUAUUUGUAAAGGUGAACGUCCUGAAAUUAUUGAAAGUACUCCACAAUGUUAUGUAGAUUUGAUGAAAAAGUGUUGGGAUGAAGAUCCAUUAAAAAGACCAUCAUCUGAAGAAGUAUUAGAUAUUAUUAAAAAAUGGAUCAUGAUUCCUAAUGGGAAGAAAAUUAAAGAUAUUAAUGAAAGUUAAAACGCAAUGUUAUGGAAUUUAUAGAUGCACC